This is a messenger RNA of Gasterosteus aculeatus aculeatus (three-spined stickleback), 3632 nucleotides long. It is a transcript of the gene sestd1, whose product is annotated as SEC14 and spectrin domains 1. NCBI's taxonomy places the organism in Eukaryota, Metazoa, Chordata, Actinopteri, Perciformes, Gasterosteidae. Gene Ontology annotation, molecular function: phosphatidylinositol-3-phosphate binding; phosphatidylinositol-4-phosphate binding; phosphatidylinositol-3,5-bisphosphate binding. The record is from RefSeq and is a predicted model, not a curated record.
CUGAGGCUGCGCAGAGUCGCGAGCUGCGCCGCCUGCUCGCCGUGUGUUUCAACUGCUGAUCGAAGCUAACGGAGAGAAAACUGCGAUCCUCAGUGUUGGAUGGAAAGCAGAAUAUCCGCUGACUACCCAGUGAAAGAGGAGGAACGGGAGGAGGAGGAGGAGGAGAGGAAGAGGACAGGGAGAAACAAUCAGAACAGGAUAAUGCUGCAGAUCUGACUGGAAGAUGUCCAACGUUCCAGUGGAAGCAACCAACAUGCUCCCCAUCCUUAAGAAGAAACUGGCCUUUCUGUCGGGGGGCAAAGACCGGCGCAGUGGUCUGAUCCUGACCAUCCCUCUCAGUUCAGAUCAGACCAGCAUGGAGGAGCUCAGCGCCACGCUGGACUACCUGCUCAGCAUCCCCAGUCAGAAGUGUAAGGCGCGAGGCUUCACCGUUAUCGUGGACGGGCGGAAGUCUCAGUGGAACAUCGUGAAGACUGUGGUGCUCAUGUUGCAGAAUGUGAUCCCAGCCGAGGUGUCGCUGGUGUGUGUGGUGAAGCCAGAUGAAUUCUGGGACAAGAAGGUCACGCACUUCUGCUUCUGGAAGGAGAAAGACCGCUUAGGCUUCGAGGUGAUCCUGGUGUCGGCCAAUAAGUUGACUCGAUACAUUGAACCCUGUCAGCUGACGGACGACUUCGGCGGGAGUCUGGACUACGACCACAACGACUGGCUCAACAAGAGACUGGUUUUUGAGAAGUUCACCAGGGAGUCGACGUCGCUGCUGGAUGAGCUGUCGAUCAUCAACGACAGCGACAAGAGCAGCGCGGAGAGCAAGGAGAAGUCAGCUGACUGCGGCCUCUUGCCGUCUUUCGACCCGGAGACCGUCCUUCAGACCGGUCAUGAGCUGCUUUCGGAGCUGCAGCAGCGGCGCUUCAACGACUCCGAGGGAGGCGGCGGGCAGGGAGGGCCAGCCUGGUGUCCCAUGGAGGAGGAGCUGCUGGCUCAGCCUCAAGUGAUGAAGCUGCUGGACUCUCUCAGGGAGCAGUACACCAGAUACCAGGAGAUCUGCAGGCAGCGAAACAAGCGCACCCAGCUGGACGAGAUCCACGCCAAGGUCAUGCAGGUGGUCACCUGGCUGCAGGGUCCAGGCUCCGAGCUGCUGAAGACUCAGAAGGCGAUCGGGGACUCGAUGAGAGCGGCUCAGGCUCUGCAGCAGAAACACGAGGAGAUCGAGAGCCAGCACAGUGAGUGGUUCGCGGUGUACGUGGAGUUGAACCAGCAGAUUUCUGCCUUGCUCGGUGGCGGGGAGGAGGAGGAGGUGGCGGAGCUGAAGGCGCUGCAGCAGCAGCUGAGCGAGGUCUGCUACCAGCAGGCCGCUCAGCUGGAGGGCCGACAGAACGUCCUGCAGGCGGCGCAGGGCUUCCACAGCACCACGCAGGAGUUGUCCCAGCAGCUGGACGGCCUGCUCGGCAUGCUCUGCGCCGACGUGGCUCCAGCCGACGGAGCCUCGAUUCAACAGAACCUCAAGCUGCUGGAGGAGAAGCUGCAGGCUGUCGAGGCCGGCCUCGCUUCUCUGCGCCAGAAGGGGGCGCUGUUGAUGGAGCAGAUGUGCACCCAGCCGCCGUGGCCCCUGGACGAAGCGGAGGAGAGUCCGGCCGGGGGGCAGCAAGACGGCUCUCAGCAGGUCCACACCGUGAUGGAGGAGAUGCAGCUCCGCAAGCAGAGGUGUGAGGACAUGGUGGACGUGAGGAGGCUGAAGAUGCUACAGAUGGUCCAACUGUUCAAAUGUGAAGAAGACGCUUUACAGGCAGUAGAGUGGCUUGGCGAGCUGUUGGACGCCCUGUUGAAGACCCACGUCCGACUGGGCGACGACUCUCAGGAGACCAGGACCAUGACGGACAAACACAGGAAGUUUGUGGACGUUGCUCAGAGCACGUACGACUACGGCCGCCAGCUGCUGCAGGCGACCGUCGUCCUCUGCCAGUCCCUGCGCUGCACCACGCGCUCGUCCGGAGACACGCUGCCCAGACUCAACCGGGUCUGGAAGCAGUUCAGCGUCAGCUCCGAGGAGAGGCAGCAGAGGCUGGAGCUCGCCCUGAGCUUCCACGCCGCCGCCGAGCGGGUGUUACAGCAGGAAUGUGUGGACCCAGAGUCUCUGGAUGAAGUCGACUCUUGUGGGAAAACUCUGCUGGACAGACUGACCUUGCCUGUUGUCUUCCCUGAUGGGACCGAGCAGUUCUUCGGGAGUCCCGGCGACACGGCGGCGGCGGCGGAGGCCGUCAGGGAGCGCCUCCUGCUGGUGGAGGAGAGACGGCUGCAGCUGCAGGAGGUGGAGCUCCAUGACGAGGAUGAGGAGGAGAUGCUCAACGGGCAGGAGGCGCGGCUCGACGUGAUCGGCGAGGAACUGAGCGAGAAAGAGGAGCAAGAUGAGGAGGAAGGGGAGGAGGCGGGGCAGCAGCACGAGGACUUGGAGAGGGCCACGCAGGACUGCUGAUGGAGCGCCGGUUAACGGACGGCGGCUGAUUUGACUUCCAUCGUUGCUUCGCUUUCCCAGCAGUUUGUUCUUACUGGGCUUUCUCUACAUUUCCCAUCGGCCUCCAUGCUCACCCUCCUAAAGGUGGGAAACAUGCCGGAUGGGAUCCGGUCGCUGCGAUCAGCAGAAACUGAGAGGCUGACUGUUUUUCUGCUGCUACGCCAUCCAGUAGAACUGUAACAUACUGGAAUUAUUAACGUUACUACGUCCGGAUACUCUGUUGAUGACUGAUCGACUGUGAGAAAAAAGGAUUGGACAAAAACAGCUACUCCUCUUUCCCAGCAUGCCUCUUGUUUACCUAAGUGGGUGGAGCUUCCAUGAUGCUGACAUGGUUACCACGGUUCCUGUGUUUCUUUCCCCGACCUCUUGCCUUUCUUGCUUCCUCGUCCUCCUUUUUACUUCCCUCCCCCGGAAGAGCGAGGAACCCGUUGGUGUACCGAGGAGCGGACGCACAGUAGAUCCGGUGUGCAGCCUUAUCGGUCAUUUGCGAUGGACGCAAUUCCCUCCGGUCUCAAUCACGUGUAAAAAAACGACAAGUCCCAAAGAGCAACACGAAAAAACAUGUGAAUGGUUCAAGUAAAAGAUUUACAUAUUUGAUAGUCAUUUGGGAAAGCUCCCCCUUCCCUCAGAGAUAAAUGAUGCUGGGACACGGCUGAUUCAUUUGACUUCCACCACCGAAGGAUGAGGAUCCCCUGAGGAUAUACCCCAGGAAACCCUAAUGAAAUAAGUUGCUUUAGUUUGGCCAAAUAUGUAAAAGGAUCAGAGCUGGGAUUAUUAAAUGGACGAUCAUCAAAACCCGUGAAAUGGUCUGCGGGACUUAUUGUUUCCAUGACGCUCAACAUCUUCAGAGGACCCAGAGACUCGCUCUACUCGGAUGUUCUAAAUAAGCCCGCUGCCUUCAUGACGUCAACACCUAACCGGAGCUGCUUUCCUCUGAUUCAGACUGACAUCAGUAAGAUUCCUUUUAAAUUAUUUUUACUUUUGUUAAACUUGCCGUGAACGGUUGGUGUUUUUGACCAAUAACUGCUGCUGUACGUGUCAUUGUUAUAUCCUGCGUCUUGCCCUUUGUCUGAUAAUAUAUAUACAUACGACAUCAUCCUCUAAAUAAAGAAGCUUUUUGAAA